AUGGGUUCUCUCCCGGAUGCGGCUCCAGGUCUCGACUUCGAAGAGACCAAAGUCCCGGCCCUCGUCUCUGGCUUUGUCCUGACCUGGGUUUUCGGGGCUGCUAGUGUCUGUCUGCGCAUCAUAUCCCGAAGACUUUCUCAGAGCCGGCUCUGGUGGGAUGACUGGCUCAUUAUCGCUUCGCUGCUAUUCUCUGCCGCGUUCAUGUUUGACAUGACCUGCUACAUGACUACUCGCGGUGGCUUUGGCAAGCAUAUCUGGGCUGCACCGCUGGACGGACUCAUGGUUUACUUUCACGGCUUGUUUAUCGCCGAGUACGUGUAUACUAUGAGUAUUGUCUUGGUCAAGUGGUCCAUACUUGCUUUUUACUGGCGGAUUUUCGGCUCGGUGGGCUCAACUCGAUUACCAAUCUGGAUUUUAUUUGGCAUUAUUUCAUCUUGGGGUAUCGCCGUUAUUCUCGUUUCGACUUUCCAAUGCAUGCCCGUGUCGGCCUUUUGGCUUAGGUUCGACCCCAACGGCGGUAGUGACAUGACAUACAAAUGCCCAGUUGAUGUCAGGAUGUUCUUUAUUGCCAAUGCAAUACCGAACAUCAUCACCGAUAUACUGUUGCUUCUCGUUCCUGUCCCGGGAAUCUGGAGCCUACAACUGCGCAACGCGCAGAAGAUGGCAGUCUUGGGCAUCUUUGGCCUCGGUCUAUUUGUUACCGCCGUGUCUUUCGUCCGGCUGUACUACGUGGUUUCGCUCGACUUCACCGACAUAGAUGUCACCUGGAUGUUUAGCGAAGAGAUGAUGUGGACCGGAAUCGAGGUCAACGUUGGGACCGUCUGCGGUAAGUCGGGCAAGCACCCGCCCGAGAAUGUCGCCCUGAUUUAUCUCUUAGCUUGUCUUCCGUCCUUGAAACCUAUAUUGAACCUAGCCAUAUACGGCGCAGCUCAACAUAGCACGCCAAAAGCCUACGGGGGAAGUCAAGGUCUGUCGGGAAUUAUGACUAUUGGCGGUUCUGGAGAUCCUCGCGGGCGCGACAGGGCUGUGUGGCUGAAUACGCCCAACGACGAUGCUGGCAGCUCAACCUCGAUUGUACUCGCUCCCUCUAAGUACCAAGGUGAUGCGCAUCCGUUUUCGUCAUUGACGGACAACGAGUCAGAUUUGUGGCGGGAUCACGGAAGCCACGAUUUGGAGAUGGAUCAGAUGGCCAGGGCCGACGAGGGAAGACGAGAGCGAGUGUGA
Fusarium keratoplasticum is the source of this 1224-nucleotide messenger RNA. RefSeq lists its product as uncharacterized. The record is from RefSeq and is a predicted model, not a curated record. NCBI's taxonomy places the organism in Eukaryota, Fungi, Ascomycota, Sordariomycetes, Hypocreales, Nectriaceae. The transcript is spliced from 5 exons. The coding region runs from base 1 to 1224 and encodes 407 amino acids.